Molecule: messenger RNA, 2514 nt
Organism: Miniopterus natalensis
Lineage: Eukaryota; Metazoa; Chordata; Mammalia; Chiroptera; Miniopteridae
Gene: PALM3
Product: paralemmin 3
Biological process (GO): response to lipopolysaccharide; negative regulation of cytokine-mediated signaling pathway; Toll signaling pathway
Source: RefSeq, a predicted model, not a curated record
CGGAGAUUGGAGACCGGAACGUGGGCUUCUGGGCAGAGAUGGCCCUGCAGAGCCAGGUGUGGUCUCCGGCCACACCCAUGCCCAUGGUCGAGAGCUCCCUCUACCGGCAGCGACUAGAGGUCAUCGCGGUAAGUGACACCCUCCGGGAAGAGAUCCGCGCGGCGCGCGGGGAGCUGGAGGAGGAGAAGCUCCGCGUGGAGCGCCUCAAGAGAAAGUCUCUUCGGGAGCGGUGGCUAAUGGAUGGGGCUGAGGGACCUGAGGGACCGGAGGACGCCACCUUGCAGGACCCCCAGUCCCCCGAGGGCCAGGCACAGGCCCGCAUCCGGAACCUGGAAGACAGCUUGUUCACACUCCAAUCUCAGCUGCAGCUGUUGCAAAGUGCGUCCACAGGUGCCCAGCACAAGCCCUCUGGCAGGCCUACCUGGCGCAGACAGGGUCACCGUCCACUCUCUCAGCCCACUGUGGAGGCAGGUACUGCAGGCCAGACUGAUCUGAACAAGAGAGCCUCCUUGCCAGCUGAACCAGUGGGCACAUCUCUGGAGUCCCCGACUGAGCCCAGAGAUGAGGCUGUUGGGGUUCUGCCAGCCCCAAGGCCGGUCCCUGGGGCAGCAGGGGCCUCCUCAGAAGCCAAUGGCCCCUGCCCCAGGCCCAGCCCCCCUCCAGAGCAGGAGCAGGAGCAGGAGCAGAGUCAGGGGCUGACAGCAUCCGACUGGGGGGUGGGUGAGGCCAAAGGAGGGGGUGUGGUGAAGGUGGUGUGGGAGGGGCUGAGGGCUACAGAGGACUGUGCCAGGGGGGCCACAGGCCCAGAGCUGGAGGCUAAAGUGGAGGAGAUGGUGCUGGAGGCCAUCGGGGACAGGCUGGAAGCCGACCGUCCAGAGCUCCCAUCCUGGGUGAAGGAGGACAGGGGGGUUGUGGAGGUGGUGUGGGAAGGGGUGGGAGGCACAGAGGGCAGUGACUCAGAGGCUGCGGGGGAGACAGGCAGGGGCCCACAGACUGCGCAGACCAGCUCACCUAGGCUCCAGGAAGGACUAGAGGGAGCAGCUUCUGGAGAAGGGGGAGGGGCCCCCAGGGGCAGCCCUGAUGGCUUCAGGCAGGGGGGCUCUGGAGGAGAGGAGGGAUCCUUCAUUUGGGUGGAGAGAGUGACCCUCAGUGAGGAAUGGGAGGAACUGCUGGUGGAGGGGUUGGAAGGGUCGAGGGCACUGGGGAAGGAGGGAGGAGAUGAGAAUCCUCUGGGAGCGGAGAGGUUGAGAGGGGAGGAAACCUGGGAAGUGGAGAGGAGACAGGCAGAGGAAUCCAUGGGCACAUGGAAGAAAGGAAGUGAAGAAAAGGCAGAGGAAAAGGCAGGGGCUGAGUGGGGAGGAGUGGAGAUGUCUCUGGUAGUAGAGAGGAAAGAAAGGGAGGAACCCUUGAAGCCAGAGAGGAGAGAAGGUGAGGGAAAGGUGGAGACAGAGAGGGAAGGGGGUGAAGAAGGACUGUCAGCAGAAAGCAAGGAAACUGAGGGACCUUUGAGGGCAGAGAGGGAAGGAGGUGAGGAGCCAUUGGGAGUAGAGCAGAGUGGAAGUGAGGAAAAGUUGGAGGCAGAAAAGGAAGUUGAGGAACCAUUGGGAGUAGACAGCAAGGCAGUUGAGGGAUCAUUGAGGGCAGAGAAGGAAAGAGAUGAGGAAAAUCUCGGGGUGGAGGAGAAGGAGGUUGAGGAACCACUGGUUGUAGAGAAGAAAGGAGAUGAAGACAAGCUAGAAGUGACUGAAGAGCCACUGAUGACAGAGAGGAAGGAGGGUGAGGGGCCACUAACAGUAGGGAGAACAGGAGGUGCGGAGCCAUUGGAGGCAGAGGAGAACCAGGAGGUCAAGGAAGAUGUGAGUCCAGAAGAGCAGAGAAAGUCAGCAGUUGGAAAAGAAUGUCAGGGAGAGGAGGUAAGUGAGGCAGGGGCUCCCCUGGAGGCCAAGGAAGAGCUAAGGCUGGAGGAGGAAGGACCACAGCAGCCCCAGGAGAAGCAGGAAGGCUCCCUGGAGGAGGAAGCAGUAAAGCCCCAAACCCCUGCUGAGAGCCAGGACCCCUCAGGUGAUGCCACACCCCUCCUGGCAGAGACCCCGGCUCCUGAGCAGCCCACCGAGUGCCAGCCACUGCUUCCAGUGGAGGGGCCCCGGGCUAACCCCAGUGCCCACCCUGUGCCCACCUAUGCACCUGCCCAGCAGCCCGAGCCAUCUGCUCCUCCUGAGGGUGAAGAGGCAAGUGGCCCUAAGCAAAAGACGUGCCAGUGUUGUGCGGUGAUGUGAGUCCAUGCCUUCCACCCCACGCCUCGCUCCUUUCACAGCUACCUCGGCCUCUUGGCAUUCAGCAGAGGGUCCCAGGCACAGACAGGGCAUAUGGGACUGGCCAUGGCAUCUGGGAGCCUGCUGGCCCACAUGUCCACCUCCACCUGGGCUUCCAGACCCCUUGUCCACUGCCUGUGACCCUGGCUCCCUUCUCUGACUAAGCCUUUAUACUUGAAAAUAAAAUGUUAAAGCAUUGAGA